CAUCUUGUUCCACAUAGCCCUGCGCUCCACAUGUAUACUUAAAUAUACGAGGAUCUUCAUCAUGGUAAUGCAGCGUCUACGUCUCAACAUCCCAUCUGCAGUUUCUGUUCAUUUUUGACUUUUCGUUUUUCCAACCUUGCAAUCCAAAAAUCUCUGCCACUGCGCACUGAAAACUUAUAGGUAUAGGUUCCUUGUAGUUGUUCACACAUACUUAAACAGCAAAGUGAAACUCUAGUCCAGUCCGCCAGUAGCAGCAAUUAAAAACUUCUGUAGCAUUUUCAUUUUCAUCCCAAUUGUAGUUCCUCCACGUAAACCGUAGUCCUCCAACUAUAUUGUCUCUGAAAGUCACAAUGAAAAGAUUUCAUUUGGGCAGCUUCAGUACAGUGGCUACGGCGGUGGCCCUACUUUGUUCCGUGUUCGCUUUCGAGGGCGCUUUUGCCGUGGAGGGCAACUGUAAGAUUACAAAGGAGCCCGCCGAGGAGGACCGCCCGCUUUCCCUCAACUGGGUGAAAAAGUUGUUUCCAGCAGGCGCGACGAUUCAGAUCCAUAACACAAAGUACACGGUUAAAAAGGACGGAACGGAGGGACAGAACCACAGCGGAGACGGUGGCUGGUUCUCGGGACAGGUAACCCUGAGAAACGAGGCGACCAAAGCCGGUUACAUAUUGAAACUCUUCAAGACCGCAGUAUUAAAAGGAAAAAAGCCAACUCAGGCCAUGCUGUGCGAGUACUUAUGAGAACCACAGGAAGAAGUUGCGCGACCCUCUGUUGUGCACGCUUAAAGCAUGCAUCUCUUCGUGCGCUUGCAUUACAGCUUUUAAAGAGUAUAUGUAUCUAAUCAUAAUACUGUCGCUUUGCUUAUUCUUAUUCCGCCAUGAUGCAGAAGCAGAUCCUGGCGCUAUAGCUAUUGUGCCGGUAGCCAGCACAUCAAUUUCGCCGCCUGCUUUGCCUCUGCGCGACACGCAGACAAAUUUGUGUUUGUAUGCAAAUCCAGCAAUGCGUGUAAGUGCUAUGAUAGCAUGGAGAAGCUUUUUUCCUCACGAUACGCAGAAGGGGACAAAGGAGAAGAGUUCAACACAUGGCGAGAAAAUAUUUACAAAGGAGGUUCGUUGGUUGCGACAGAGAUGAAGAAAGCAGAGCACCUAGGCAACCAGGCACACUUGUACUUCGAGUCCAUUGGGGAUGACGCUCUUGAGAUGAAUGCGCCUUGCUGGUUUGAGGGCGGGAAGGUGAUGGGAGUCCUGAUCAAAAUUAGUUGCAGCGACGGAAAGCUUUCACAGCUUUUCGACAUGAAGAGUUUGCCUUUGGAAGAACGCAAGAAAAUGUGGCCGCAGAUCAAGAAGUUGCUGGAGCACCUGGAAGCAAAGCGGCUGGUGCACUUCGACCUGCACUACGAGAAUGUGAUGGUGUGCGAGAUCAAGACGGAGCGUUACACCGUUCGCCGCGCACUGAUUGUGGACCUGAAAAGCGUUGAGCAACUGCCCGAGGAGGGCACUCUUUGGAACAGGCCAGGCUUGACGGUGAAAGAACUUCUGGAAAUGAAGCAGGGGCACCUGAUGGAACCUGACCAACGCUUGCUGCACAAACUACGCGACGAUGGCAUCACCUGGGGGAACACGGCCGCAAACUGGCAAGCGUUUGCGGGUUACAUGGCGAGCUACGUGAAAAAAUCUUGGUUAGAGCACGAAGGCGUCAAGGCGCCUGGGGCCGGACCGCAACAGGACGUCGCAGACGCAGGGAAAAAGACCGGGGCGCUUGUUGUUCAGCCUCUGACUGUGACUUUGAACAAGAAGUAGGUGUGAUUGCAUGUAAAAAAAGAUGCUUAAUGAUAUAUCUGAUCGGUUGUAUGAUGUUUUCUUGGUUCAUCUUGUUGAGCUGAGUAAACCAGUAGUAAACCUACCAACAUUAAGUGACGCGAGGCUCGCGUGCCUUUUUGUGAGUGGCAAGUACUUCCGUGCUUUGCUUCUAGUGACUUCCUCGAGCUGCAAACGCAAACUAAGCGCUCUUUACACAUGUUUUUUUAGACGGAAAUGCAUGAACAUCCUGCGACUUCUUGUUGGAGAGUACUAUUCAACAGUCUUUGGAUGUGCACCACUGACUUUGCGCUAGUAGAGCGAGUGACAGAUGUACUCUAAAAGAAAAAGUGUAUAAUUUUUAUCGCACAAGAGGCGUUCUCUUGCACAUCUUACUUUCUCGUUCUCGUCUAAAAGUGUAUGAUUUUUUUUUCCGUACCCACUCACAACCGAAUGCUGCGAUAGACGAUGAUGAUGAUGAUGAUGAGGGAUGACACAAGGUUGGGGUUUAUCACACCUGAGUCGUUCUUUUUAUUUUUAAUUACGGAAGACAACUAUUUGAUGUUGUGGUUUUGGAGUACGUAGAUGUUUACGGUUUUUUUGAAUUUCAUUGCGAAUCGAAGCCCAUACUCGACGGCGUCUUUACUUGUCUUUUUUCAGAGCAGGCUCUCAAAGCAGGAGGCUUUUUCUUGAAAUAGCUCUAGAGAAAAAGGUGUGUAAACGCGUUCCCACCUUCUCGCAUGAACACAAACAAACAAACAAGCCCAUACUCUUGCUCUUGGAAACUACAUCUUGUUUCGUAUGUUGGAAGGUCGUCAUCGUCGAGGAAGCAAGGACGAUGCCCUCUUGUUUUGAACGUGAGUCGCGAUAGACCACAGCAGCAGCGAUACAAUUGAUGUUCCCGCCAAGAUCUUGUUGUAACUACAUAGUGCGGUGAAAUAGACAUGCAUUGCAAAACCAACACUGUCUGACUACUACAGUAUGGAUUGCAUAUACGAACUUUCUCAACCGCCGGAAGAGUUGCAGCUUGUCAGGCUGAAUCGGGCAACGUGAAGAAAUAAGGAAAAUCAUCUGUAACGCAUGACUGCAACGAGAACGAAUUCGAAUGCGCGGCGCUACCGAUGCAUACUACUUUCGCACAGGAUAGGCCAACGCUUCAAUCGGUUUCGGUUUUACGUCGUCGAGAUUGAGCGGACCAAGAGGAAGAUCAUCACAAGUUCCUGUUGUGGUGCUUUUU
Molecule: messenger RNA, 3030 nt
Organism: Amoebophrya sp. A120
Lineage: Eukaryota; Dinophyceae; Syndiniales; Amoebophryaceae
Source: the annotation of a GenBank genome assembly